CCAGCGCACUAUCUCCUCCCACCCACCAUCCCCUCACCAUUCACCGGAACACUGGACGCAAGUCUCGACGCCAUCGCCGAUUUUGGAGCAAAGUACGCAGGGACGCAAGGCGUCACAAACGCGCUGCUAGAGGAGGUAGAUACAAGAACAAACUGGCCGAUUCUACUUCGCGCCAUGAUCACGAAGGGCGACAGCAACGGCCCAACUGGUCGCGGCCGUUUCCUCCUAGAAACCUUCCUCUUCUUGGUGACGCGGACGUUGCUCCCGGAGCAAAUCGCUGAGAACCGAGAUCUGAUGGCGCGUCUGUAUGAGCGGAAGAAGCAGCUAGCGAUUCGCGUGGUGCUGCGGUAUGACAUGGUGAGGGAGUGGAAAGUGUUUGGCGGGGCGAAGGUAGAGGUUUCGUCUUUGCCUCCUGCGGUUCCGCCGGUUACACCUCCGUUGCCGGUCUCGGUCCCGGUUGAUUAUCCCGAUCGGAGACCGCUGAUGCUGAAUGUGCUCUCGACGCUUAUUGUUGCGCCGCCUGGGGGGUGGACGACGCAUGCUGUGAGGGAGAGGAUGAAACACCAUGUUACGGAUCUGGACGACUAUCUUCUUCUUAGCGACGAGAAGGUAGCGCUGUGGAGUAUGGAUAUGGUGUUGAUCAUGGCUAGUCAGAUUGUUCUGGCCUGGCAGUGGCUGAGAGCUAAUAACGAGAUAUUGGGAGACAUGGAGAUUGGAGGGUGGGAGGAGUUGGAAGGGAGUAAGGAGGAGUGUGAGUGGAUCGCAGCGGAUAUGAGG
This is a messenger RNA of Dothidotthia symphoricarpi CBS 119687, 777 nucleotides long. RefSeq lists its product as uncharacterized. NCBI's taxonomy places the organism in Eukaryota, Fungi, Ascomycota, Dothideomycetes, Pleosporales, Dothidotthiaceae. The transcript has a single exon. The record is from RefSeq and is a predicted model, not a curated record. The annotation marks the transcript as partial.